Messenger RNA from Drosophila virilis, 908 nucleotides. Its product is annotated as lipopolysaccharide-induced tumor necrosis factor-alpha factor homolog. The record is from RefSeq and is a predicted model, not a curated record. NCBI's taxonomy places the organism in Eukaryota, Metazoa, Arthropoda, Insecta, Diptera, Drosophilidae. Gene Ontology annotation, molecular function: zinc ion binding.
UUUUUUGCGCUUUGUUCAUUUCGUUUGUGUUUUUGGAAGAAGUCGCCGGUCGCUUCGCUCGCUUUGCUCAGUAUUUCGAAAGAUAAAUAACUAAAGUUCAUAAAUAUUAAGCACGUGUAACUAAACUAGCCAUGGAAUAUAGCAAGGUGUCCCCACAGCCGCCGCCGUACUCACCUGAGCAGCCGGGCAUGAGGGCAGCUCCCAGUGCACCACCAAGCGAAAUGAUUCAUACAGCACCGAUGUAUAACCCGCCGGUCACCGUGGUAAACCAUGCCCCACCGAUCACCGUAUUGAACCAAACUAGCACGGUUCUUAUCGAUAACUACUCGGGCAAUGGCAUGAUAUGUCCACAUUGCCAUGAUCGCAUUCGCAUGCGUGUUGAGCACCAUGCAACAUGCACCACAUAUAUGUGUUCCGCUAUACUCUGUCUCUUUUUCUGCUGGCCCUGCGUCUGCUUGCCCUGCUGCUGCGAUUGCGGCUAUAAAACCAGCCAAUACUGCCCGAACUGUAAGGCCUGCCUGGGCAGAUUCUAAAACGACAGGAAACUGCGGAGCCAAUAAGCAGAUAUACAACUCUAACCACAAAAGCACAUAUAUAUAUAUUAUAUACAUUCAGAUAUAUUCCAUAUAUGCGCACUCUAACAGAGAACAUGUAAUACGUGACGUACAUUUGAUUUAUAAAAAGGGGAGAUAAGGUCGCGGCUCUUGAAAUGAAACCCUUGCUUAAAGCAACCAACAGAAGCAAGCUUUUAUAAACAAUUCGUUUCAAUAGUUAAAUAAAAUAGAUAAACAUAAGUUUUUUAAAGUAAACACAAAUUUACCCUGUCAAUAUACGGACUCGUGUAUAAACAUAACUAUGCAUUUAUUAUUUUUCUGAAAAAAUACAACAUAUAUUUAACGACACCACAA